AACAACAAACAUGGCGUCGACCAGGACUUCGUCAAAGAAGCCUACAGAGAAAACUCAAGAGAAAAAGCAAAUCCCGCCGCCUACAAAUGUUGCACAGUUUAUGGUGGUGUUGGUGAUGUCAAUCUGUCGAAAAAUACUUCUCAUUGAUACGUCUGUGAAGAUUGGACUGUAUUUUGCCGGCGUCAUCAUCGGUUCAGUUUUGGCUGACAUGGUCCAGCUUCCGAGAACCUACUUAUCCAGUAAAGAUAACUUAUUUAAUCAAUAUUUCGUAAAGCUAGGUUGGGGAUGGACCCUUUUGAUAUUGACUGCCUUUAUUACACAGACAAGUUAUGUGUAUAAUUUGGGUAAAACGGGCAUGGUCAAAGUCCAUUUAUUGAGGCUCUGCAUGGGAACUUUCUGGUGGUAUACAAUGGUAUCCAUGAUAAAUUAUAUCGAGUCUGUGGUUGGAAUUUGUUCAGGGAAAGGAAUUAUUGGAAGAGACGCAUGUAUCAAAAAUGGGAAGUCAUGGCUUGGAUUUGAUAUUUCUGGUCACGUUUUUCUGCUAAUACACAAUCUACUUACCAUAUCGGAAGAAGUGAAGAUAUUUAAAGACUGGAAAAAACUUGGAGAAAUGUUUGAUGACCCUGAUUUGCCUAAAAACAAAAACAUAAAUAUGAAAGACUUUCUUGAAGGAAGGAAGAGUUAUCGAAUUCUCACCCCGUACAUUAAUGUAACCUUUGUAUUUGUAGCACUUUUUACUGUACUUUGGGAAUUUAUGCUGAUUAUAUCGACCGUCUAUAGAUUCCACACUACUUCCCAGAAAGUUGUUGCUGUGUUUAUGGCUGUAGCUUGCUGGUUUGGAAGUUACAAACUUAUUCUAGGAUACUCAAAAACCGGAUCUCUGAAGCUGCUUCUUAAGCCCGGGGAGAGUCAAAUGAAAUUUACAAAAGUUGGAUGAAAACUUUGAUUUAGGAGAUUUCUUAUAUUGUCACUUACACUGAUUCAUGAGGGAUUGUUAUUUACUUAUUUACUAUCCAUAAAUCCAUAAAACAACAUAUUUCAAUUUGUGGAUUUUUUAAUUUAUUUUAUAUAUAUUUUUUUUUUAUUAUUAUUUGUCAUCUCCAUUAUUUUAAUUUUUACCAUGGCAUAGGAAAAUACAAGUCACUAGACUUUAUCAUAUACCUUUAGUUUCCUAGAUAUCGAAAUUUUAGCUAACAUUGUUUUAAAUAAUAUAUUUAUUUUCAGAUUUAACGGUUAACAGUUGUUGAUAGAUCAGAUGACAAAACUAAUUUUUCAGGCCAUUGUACUUGUAUAUGUGCAAUUUUAAGAAAUUGAAAGGCAUGUUUUUUUUCAAUGUGUUCAUUCAACAUUGUUGAAUUUUAUUGUAAAUAUAAAUUACAUGAACUGUAUGUAUAUGCAAUGAAAUAUGUUUAUAGUAAAGUACUCUGGAUCAAGUCUGAACAAACAAAACAGUAAUACUGUAAAACUUCUAUGGGUAUUAAUAUUAUCAAUAUUGCAUACUGUAUUCAGAACAUCUGUAUAGAUUAAUGUGUUAAUUGAUUGAUUCAUGAAUAUUAAUCACAUGAGAUUUUCAGUUUCUGCAUCGUUGAAUAUCCCUUACUCUCCCCAACAAAAAAAGCAAUUGUCAGUAUUAAACACAGGAACACUCUUGAAUUGUUUACAUAAUUAUAUUUUCUAUGCAUAAUGCUAGAAAGGAAAACAUUUACAAUAUUUGUUCAUGACAUAAUUAACACAUUUAAUACAAUUACAAAUGUGCAUCUCUUACACAUGUUAGAUAUUAUAAUCUUACCUAUGAUGGGUUUGGGCAUUAGAGGUAGUUCACAUAUUGGUUGUUAUCAGGAACACAGAAAUCCAAUAUUUAUUAUGGUGCCAUCUGAUCAAUCUAGUCAUGAGCAGAGAACCAAAAUACUUAUAUACAUAUACAUGUAUUCAGGUAUUUGUAUUUUCUGUUUGUUGGGUUUUUAUUAUGUAUUGUUAUCUUGAUUAAAUACUACAGUGCUUUUGUGAACAUGUUAAUGAUCAGUUCAUGUCUUUUCAUGUCUUUUAAUAAAGCAAUAUUCUAUAUUUAUGAAAUCUGCAUGAAGGCAAUCAUCCUAGAUAAUAAAACUGAAACAGAGAAAAAUGAUAAGAAUUCUUUCAGGAUAAUUCAGUGGUCAACAUAAUAUGACUUUGUCAUAUACAUUUAGGAUUAAAAUUUAUUAUAUGGGUCACAAGAGCUUUCUUUUCAAAUACUGUUUUAUUGACUUUUUUUUUUAAUGUAAAUUACAUUUACAUGUAUAAAUACAUUGAAAUCAAAUUUCUUCAAAAACUGUGAUUUUUCGCCCUAUGUUUGAGAGCUUGUGCUUCUUGUUUCAUGCAUAUGACUGUUCUAAUACUGUAUUUGUCUCUUUGUUGUCAUUUUACAAUACUUGUAUGUUGACAAUUGAGUUCCAUUUUUUUUUUAACUUAGUGCAUAUUUCUUAAUGUGUGUAACAUUGUUGUUUCAUUCCUACCUCCGGUUUACUUUAUACUACCCAAAUAAAUGUUGUAUCCAC
Messenger RNA from Saccostrea cuccullata (small rock oyster), 2534 nucleotides. Its product is annotated as acyl-coenzyme A diphosphatase FITM2-like. Gene Ontology annotation, biological process: lipid storage; lipid droplet organization; phospholipid biosynthetic process. The transcript has a single exon. The coding region runs from base 11 to 937 and encodes 308 amino acids. The record is from RefSeq and is a predicted model, not a curated record. Gene Ontology annotation, molecular function: coenzyme A diphosphatase activity. Gene Ontology annotation, cellular component: endoplasmic reticulum membrane. Lineage: Eukaryota; Metazoa; Mollusca; Bivalvia; Ostreida; Ostreidae.